Molecule: messenger RNA, 1187 nt
Organism: Aureococcus anophagefferens
Lineage: Eukaryota; Pelagophyceae; Pelagomonadales; Pelagomonadaceae
Exons: 2
Coding region: 37-1071 (344 amino acids)
Biological process (GO): protein phosphorylation
Cellular component (GO): protein kinase CK2 complex; cytosol; nucleus
Molecular function (GO): ATP binding; protein serine/threonine kinase activity
Source: RefSeq, a predicted model, not a curated record
CGCCUAGCGCCCGGCGUAGGGCGGUCCACCACGGCGAUGUCGCGGGCGCGCGUGUACCCGGACGUCAACGCGAAUCGGCCGCGCGACUACUGGGACUACGAGGCGCUCACGGUGAACUGGGGCGAGCAGGAGGACUACGAGGUCAUCCGGAAGAUCGGGCGGGGCAAGUACAGCGAGGUCUUCGAGGGCAUCAACGUCGCGAACAACUGCAAGUGCGUCGUCAAGAUCCUCAAGCCCGUGAAGAAGAAGAAGAUCAAGCGCGAGAUCAAGAUCCUCCAGAAUUUGUGCGGGGGCGAGAACAUCAUCCAGCUCCUCGACGUCGUCCGCGACCCCCAGAGUAAGACGCCGAGCCUCAUCUUCGAGCACGUGAACAACACGGACUUCAAGGUCCUGUACCCCACGCUCGGCGACGGCGACAUCCGCUACUACGUGGACCAGCUGCUGAUUGCCCUGGACACGUGCCACAGCAACGGCAUCAUGCACCGCGACGUCAAGCCGCACAACGUCAUGAUCGACCACGAGAACCGCGCGCUCCGGCUCAUCGACUGGGGUUUGGCCGAGUUCUACCACGCGGGCCGCGAGUACAACGUCCGCGUCGCGUCGCGCUACUUCAAGGGGCCGGAGCUCCUCGUGGACCUCCAGGAGUACGACUACUCGCUGGACAUGUGGUCCCUGGGCUGCAUGGUCGCGGGCAUGAUCUUCCGCAAGGAGCCGUUCUUCCACGGCCACGACAACUACGACCAGCUCGUGAAGAUCGCCAAGGUGUUGGGCACGGAGGAUUUGUUCCACUACCUCGACACCUACGACCUCGAGCUCGACCCCCACUUCGACGGCCUCAUCGGCCGCCAGGCGAAGAAGCCCUGGAACAAGUUCGUCACGCCGGAGAACUCGCACUUGGUGUCCGCGGAGGCCAUCGACUUCGUCUCCAAGCUGCUGCGCUACGACCACCAGGAGCGCCUCACGGCCCGCGAGGCCAUGUGCCACGACUACUUCGCGCCCCUCGCGGAGCGGAGUCUCGCGGACCGCGGCGUCGACCCGGCGGACCCCAACGCGGUCCCCGCGGCGCCCUAGCGGCGGCGGGGGGGUUCGGCGCGGCCGCGCGGCGCCCGCCGCGCGCGACCAGCGAACCCGGCGCGCGCCGGCGGGCCCCGCGCCACGGUCCGUGUGUAGAGUACUCGUGGGAUCCA